AAAGUACGCGCAUGCGCCGUACAGAAAGUAGGAAGGGACACCCCUCCUUCGCUACAAUGGGGAGAGGGCUAAAUGUCCCACACUGUGCAGGCCGCCAGUACACUGCCGGGUUUAAAUAAUCGGUGCACCGAGCCACGGUGUUCAGUCUCGUUUCUGCCGCCUCGGACCAGCCUCUUCACCGAUGUUUGUGCGGUGGCUGCUGCCUGUGCUCUGGGCUCUGUCCGCAGAGGCCGACUUCUUCCAGUUCGACAGCAUCUCCAAUGUUUCCUCGUACUAUUUUAAUUAUAUUUAUUGCAACAUAUGGGAGGGGGAGUGCCAGCCCAACCAAGACGAUGCUACACAGCAAGUUCCUACCAGGGACGUUUGGGCAGGUUUUCCUCAGGACUACAUCAGCCUGCUGCAUCAGUGGUACUGUAGCCUGGGCCAGUGCUGUGACUCUGGAGACUGCAGGAUAACCAACAACAUCACAGGUCUGUCGACGGACCUUCAGACGAAGCUUCACGGGCAGCACCUGGCUCAGUCUGUGGUUCUGAAAGCCAUCCAGGGUUUUAUCAACAACCCAGAGUCCAACAAGCCACUGACACUCUCCUUCCAUGGCUGGUCCGGAACCGGCAAGAACUUUGUGGCCCGGAUCAUUGCUGAUAACCUGUAUCGUGACGGGGUGAAGAGCGAGUGUGUCCGACUGUUCAUCGCCCCGUUUCACUUCCCACACGCCAGACUGGUGGACACGUACAAGGGCCAGCUAAGAGAGGCGAUCCGGGACAUGGUGCUGCGCUGCCCUCAGACUCUGUUCAUCUUUGACGAGGCUGAGAAGCUUCACCCGGGUCUCAUUGACGCCAUCAAACCCUACAUGGAUCACUAUGAUAACGUAGACGGCGUCAGCUACCGCAGAGCCAUCUUCCUCUUCCUCAGUAAUAUUGGUGGAGCAACGAUCAAUGACGUAGCUCUGGACUUCUGGCACUCUGGUCAAAAUCGAGAGGACAUCGGCAUGGAAGACCUGGAGCAUCGGCUACGAGCUGAAACUAUGGAAUCUCAUGGUGGCUUCGCUCAGAGUGAGCUGAUGUCUGGCCACUUGAUCGACUUCUUUGUGCCGUUCCUACCUCUGGAGUACCGCCACGUCAAGCUCUGUGCUCGGGACGCCUAUGCAGCACGAGGUCUGGAGACAGAUGAAGCUACGCUCGAUGAGGUGGCCAAGGCGAUGCUGUAUGUCCCCAAAGAGGAGAGACUGUUCUCAGCCCAGGGAUGCAAAUCCAUACCCCAGCGGAUCAACUUCUUUCUCCCCUAGAAGGAGAGACAGAAAGACAGACAGACAGAGAGACCUGGAGGAGGUGUGAGAUUGCUUUGCCAGCCCAUCUGCAUUCAGAGCCACAGAGGAGAUGUGUCAGCUCUGCUUACUCUCCCCCCACCAGAUACAACAUGUGUCUGCCCAGGUCCCUCAGAGAAGGACAGACAGCAGGGCUGAUCCAGUAAUAAAGGGGAAAGCAGCGCGACCCACUCUGCAGACGUGGGCAGUGUCAGACGGUCAUGACGUGCAGUGUGGCUGCUCUUCUUCACCUGCGUGAUUUGAAUCCUCAUAGUAUCGAGAUGGAGCAUUAGACAGUUUUUUGUGGUUGUGCAGUGUAUGUGGUAGAGAGAUACUGAUUGUUCACCUUUGCCAAAGUCUCAGUUUCACUGUUCACUUUCGCUUUUUAAGUUCAUACUUCAUGUGUUAGUAUUUGCAUGUCAGACAUUGUGCUUAUAUGGACAACGAUUAUUUAUUGACAUCAUUUUUUUGUGCCAUUUUUGAGCAUCGUACUGGACAAGAUUAUUCUUUGUGGAGUUGUUUGAAUACACAUUUGAUGGUACUGUAUGGUAUAAGAAAAAAAACUAAAUGCCACUGUAGUGUGAGCAAUAGAAAUAUGGAAAAAUGGAGUGUGUCACAGCUAAUGUAGAUUGUAAUGCAACAUAUUCCCAUGAAUGGGUUUGUGUGAUUUCCGAGGAAAAUUUCUGCAACACUCUUGAGAUAUCCUACUAAAUAACAGUUGCUGUUUUAUGCAGAACUAUUGAAGGUUGUGCAACAAAACGGCUUGUUUAAGGUUAGGACAAAAAAAUGGUUAUAGGUUCAAAAUCACUGCACUACUGGCAGCAAUUGCAUCACUGGCUUAGAACAUGAGUAUAGAAGUUUCCAAAGGGACAUGAGCAGGAAACAAGCACCUGUCUCCCGGAUCAAAGUCUUGGUUUUGUAUCAUCCACCUCCCCUCCUGCCGGCCUUUAAUCCCCCCAGGUCUGCUUGCAACAUAAAUGGACAAAAUUUCAUGAAAUACCUAUAGAAUUCUCUGCAUUUCUUUCGUAACAUAACAAAAAAUUAAUUGGAUUACUUUUUUUUAGGAAUACCUACAGUUUAUGAAAACAGCCUCGCUACUGUGAUGCAAAUGUUACUUGAAAAAGUGUGAGUGUACACAUGACAAAAGCAAAUUGGGCCUCAUACAAGAACUUUCUCUUACUUUAUAAUUUAUACAAGACUUUCAAAUCAACGUUUCUUUGAAUUGAUUAAAUCUACAGUUAUUAGAUUUUUAAAAUGACUCCAACAAAUAGGUCAUGAAUUGUGUUUUUGCCAUAAUUCAAAAUUCAGAAUACAUGAAAAUUAGUGAAUUAAUAGUAAUAAGUGAACUUCUCCUAAAUCUUUCUGUUUGAGUGGUUUUUGUAUGAGGCCCAAUCUGUGUAUUUAAAAAUGUGAUUUCUUUGUGUAAAUAUGUUUAAUGACAGUGCUUUUAUUAAUUUAUUUUUUAUGUCAGUAAUUUCAUGGAUUCUUAUGAACCUGAUAUGUGUCUUUUUGUUUUCAUUAUUAUAUAAUAUACUAACUUCCUUUAUACCUGUCAUCCAUGCAUUCACUUUCACAUCAGCUCACCAGUUUGCUUUAGUAAUUUGAGUGCCAAAGCUCAGGGUCACAUCACAAGGAGAGUGUGAAAAGAAAUGUCAGAAAUGGUUUUAAGAAAAUAAACAUCCACAGUAAA
This is a messenger RNA of Centropristis striata (black sea bass), 2993 nucleotides long. It is a transcript of the gene tor3a, whose product is annotated as torsin family 3, member A. The transcript has 6 exons. Gene Ontology annotation, molecular function: ATP binding; ATP hydrolysis activity. The record is from RefSeq and is a predicted model, not a curated record. Bases 182 to 1285 code for a protein of 367 amino acids. NCBI's taxonomy places the organism in Eukaryota, Metazoa, Chordata, Actinopteri, Perciformes, Serranidae. Gene Ontology annotation, cellular component: nuclear envelope; endoplasmic reticulum lumen.